Messenger RNA from Ricinus communis (castor bean), 1576 nucleotides. RefSeq lists its product as uncharacterized. The record is from RefSeq and is a predicted model, not a curated record. Bases 565 to 1527 code for a protein of 320 amino acids. NCBI's taxonomy places the organism in Eukaryota, Viridiplantae, Streptophyta, Magnoliopsida, Malpighiales, Euphorbiaceae. The transcript has a single exon.
AACACACACGGUUUUGCAAGCCCAUGUGAGAUACCUUUCCAACCAAAUUCUACACAGACAAAAACAUUGUACAAGAUAAUAUACCCAUACCCCCCCAUUUGUGUGCAAGAUUCACUCUCUGCUGUCAAAUUCUCCUCUUAUGUUCGGUUCUUGAGCUUUUUGGCUUUAGAUUUGUACUUUUUCAAGUCUUUUUCUUCAAUGCUUUCCCCGCAAAAUUUGCUCAAUCCUGAUUCCUAGUUCCUUGAGCAAGUUUUAGCCUACAUAUGUAUCAGUACCUCUUUCUUCUUCCUUUCUCAUUACAUGCCUUAACCUCCAUCUUCGACAUUUUGAGAUUUUUACCAAAGUGAAUGCUUUUUUUGUUCCUUAUGUUCCUUAAUUGGGUAGUUUUUCUUUGGAGUUUUUAGGACUGUUCCUUUUUGGCUUUCUGCUUUCGGUUUGUCAGCAAAAACUCAGUGCUUUUUAUAUACUAGAGAGAGAAAGAGAGAGAGAGAGAGCUAAUAUAAGAAAUAUCAAAGAAAUUUCUUUCAGUUUUUUUGGUUGUGGGAUGUGAAAUUUCUAUCAAAGAUGGCAUCUUUCAGUGGAUUAGGAAUUGGGUUGAGCCUAGUUUUUGGUUGUCUUCUUUUAGCACUUGUAGCAGAGCUUUAUUAUCUGCUGUGGUGGAAAAAGAGAGUGACUAGCAGAGCAGUUGUAGAAGAUGAUGAUUACAGUAGCAAUUAUGCAAAGGAAUUUUUCCAUUUCAUUUGUUGGAAAAAGCCUGCUUCUUUGCAAAGCACCAACAGCACAUCUCAAGAUAGAUUGAGAGACCAUCCAGAAGCCAACUGCCAAGAACAAGACUUAGAAUUAGGCACAAGCAAAGAUUUGCUAAUAAAAGCAUUUGGUGAUCAAGAAAGUGUAGAAGCAGAACUCAUGAGACUGCACAAUCUUUCAGGCCCACCAAGAUUUCUAUUCACAAUUAAAGAAGAAACAAAGGAAGAUUUGGAAUCUGACGAUGGCAAAUCUAGAGGUGAUAGAAGUAGGAAAGGGUCAAGAACAACAAGUUUAAGUGAUCUUAUAUUAGCAGUUGACACUCCAUUUCUUACUCCUUUAGCUUCUCCACGUUUACAGUCAUCACCUUUGGGUUCUUAUCACCACCUUGGGUUCAAUCCUCUAUUUGAAUCAUCAGUUGAGGCAGAGAUUAACAGGUUUAGAUCAUCACCACCUCCAAAGUUCAAGUUCUUGAGAGAUGCAGAAGAGAAAUUGUUCAGGAAAUUAAUUGAGGAAGCUGAGAAAAGGGCAUCUAGAAGUUGCAUUUCUGUCCAAGAUUCUGAUGUUAAUAAAAGAGCCCCUAAUUCAACAGCAAUAGAGGAGAUAACAACUGCUGCAACUAUGGAAGGGUCUUUCUUGGGCUUCAUUGUUGGUAAAAAUAAAGAAAGAGAUCAUCUUUUUCAUCAUCUUCCACAAUAUCCUUCAAGCUCUUCUCAGGUAUUGCCAUUGGCUUCUUCUCCGACAACAUAUAGGCCAUUAGACAAGAAUCUCAAUGUUUAUUAAUUUAAUCUCUUUUUAAAUUAACAUGAACUGAGUCUUAUUUAUUCUUUCU